This is a messenger RNA of Scaptodrosophila lebanonensis, 2987 nucleotides long. It is a transcript of the gene Oamb, whose product is annotated as octopamine receptor Oamb. Bases 619 to 2592 code for a protein of 657 amino acids. NCBI's taxonomy places the organism in Eukaryota, Metazoa, Arthropoda, Insecta, Diptera, Drosophilidae. Gene Ontology annotation, biological process: adenylate cyclase-activating adrenergic receptor signaling pathway. The transcript is spliced from 6 exons. Gene Ontology annotation, molecular function: G protein-coupled amine receptor activity. Gene Ontology annotation, cellular component: membrane. The record is from RefSeq and is a predicted model, not a curated record.
CUCAGUAAGCUACCACAACAUAUUUGAGCCCACUGUGCAGUCUGUGGGUGAGCGGCGAACGCGUUAAAUCUAUCGCAAAUAAACUAUAAAUUUUAUGCACUAUGCUUCAUAGAAUAUAAAAUGUAGUAUGAAAUAAAUAAAAGUUAACACCGAAUGCGGCAAUUUUUCAUUGCCUGACAACAAAUUAAUUGCCAAAGAUAACAGCAGAAACAACAACAGCAACAAAAACAUAACGAAAAUCUGUUCGAUUAAAAAGAGGGAGAGAGAGACAAAGCGAACAGCGGCAACAAACUUAAUGAAAAGCAAAAUAAAAGCAAACUGUCAAGUCGGUUAACGCCUUCGAAGUGCAUCUAAAUAAAUACUCGUACAAAAUAAAACAACAAUAACAGUUGUAUUAACAAGACGUGUACGUUCGUUUGUAAACAAAACUAGCCGUGCAACAACAGCAACAAGAUAAGCAACUUGACCGAAUUUCCCACCAAUUCGGCAAAGUUCUGAUCUGAUCGGAUCUGAGCAAAUUUGUCGCAGUCGUCGCCUCCGUCUCGCUAAUCUCGCGCAGCUCGCGAUGAUUUAUGCAGGUGGUAAACACAUACAUACACCCAUCACAAAAGUACCGCCAUGAAUGACACAGAGUGCGAGAAUCUCAUUAAAUCUGUGAAAUGGACGGAACCAGCGAAUCUGAUCUCCUUGGCCAUACUCGAGUUUAUCAACGUUCUGGUCAUUGGUGGCAAUUGUCUAGUAAUAGCCGCCGUCUUCUGUUCGAACAAAUUACGUAGCGUUACAAAUUUUUUCAUUGUUAACUUGGCAGUUGCCGAUUUGUUAGUGGGUCUGGCGGUGCUGCCAUUCUCCGCCACGUGGGAGGUUUUUAAGGUUUGGAUAUUUGGCGACGUCUGGUGCCGCAUUUGGCUGGCUGUCGACGUCUGGAUGUGCACGGCAUCGAUUUUGAACCUCUGUGCCAUAUCAUUGGAUCGAUACGUGGCCGUCACACGCCCAGUUACCUACCCGAGCAUCAUGUCAACGAAGAAGGCCAAAUCCUUAAUAGCCGGCAUUUGGGUACUCUCAUUUGUUAUAUGCUUCCCGCCGCUAGUGGGCUGGAAGGAUCAAAAGCCCGCGGUACAACCAACCUAUAUGAGGGGAAACUAUACGCUGUAUUAUGCCACAACCAUGUCAAGCACACAGGAACAGGAACUGCAGUUAGAUAGUCUUAAGGAACAGCAACAAACAGGGGCCGGCUCGCUGGUUGCAGGCAACGCCUAUAAUCCCUACGAUCCGAAUUUCGCGCCACUUGAUAGCUCGGCUGAAAUACGCAUAGCGGCCAUGGAUCUCUCAACGAGCACAACAGCAAGCACUACAACUAGUACUUUAGAACCCCCUCUGGCCACCACAGAUAUGUCCGCAUUGGACUAUGAUCUGCUGGGACCGCCCCAGAAUAUGAACGUGCAGUUGCCAUCGCCAAGCUGCCCCUGGAAAUGUGAACUGACCAACGAUCGGGGCUACGUGCUCUACUCGGCGCUCGGCUCCUUCUACAUUCCCAUGUUCGUGAUGCUCUUCUUCUACUGGCGCAUCUACCGGGCGGCUGUGCGCACCACACGUGCCAUCAAUCAGGGCUUCAAGACCACCAAGGGCAGCCCUCGCGAGUCAGGCAACAAUCGCGUCGAUGAAUCCCAACUGAUAUUGCGCAUACAUCGUGGACGACCUUGCGGCACGCCACAACGCACUCCGCUCUCCGUACACUCCAUGUCCUCGACGCUGAGCGUCAAUAGCAACGGCGGAGGCGGUGGAGGCGGCGGUGUUGGUGCUGGUGGUGCCAAUGAGGAUCCCCUGCAGCUGACUGGCUGCCAGUCCAUGGGCACGCCAAAGCGUGCCACUUCAAUGCGCGUGAACCGUCAACGCCACGAAAAGGUAGCCAUCAAGGUGUCCUUCCCCUCGUCGGAGAAUGUGCUGGAAACAAAGGCCACCUCAACACCGCCUCACUCGCCGCACUAUGCCGUCAUCAGUAGCAGCGGGGCCGGCAAGGCCGGCUCCCUCUCUAAUGGUCGCCGGGCCUCCUUCAAGUCCAGUCUCUUUGAAAUAGGAGAAACUACCUUCAAUCUGGAUGGGGCUGCCACACAGAACGCAACUGAUUUGGAGGCUGGCGGCGCUCAUCUCUCAUCAUCAUCGCAAUCAUCAGCUAAGAAGCGUGCUGGCAAGCGGAGCGCCAAAUUUCAAGUCAAGCGCUUUCGCAUGGAGACGAAAGCGGCCAAGACGUUGGCCAUCAUAGUGGGCGGCUUCAUCGUCUGCUGGCUGCCCUUUUUCACCAUGUAUCUAAUUCGCGCUUUUUGCGACCAUUGCAUACAGCCCACAGUCUUCUCGGUGCUCUUCUGGCUGGGCUAUUGCAAUUCAGCCAUCAAUCCGGUUAUAUAUGCGCUCUUCUCCCAUGAAUUUCGCAUCGCCUUCAAGCGCAUCGUCUGUCGCUGCGUCUGCACGCGCAGCGGAUUCCGUGCCUCCGAGAAUUUCCAGAUGAUCGCCGCCCGGGCACUCAUGGCGCCCGCCACGUUCCACAAGACCAUUUCGGGCUGCUCGGAUGAUGGGGAUGGCGUCGAUUUUAGUUGACUAAUAGGCAGCUACGAGUCGAGUCCUUUGCAGCGCACAUCCUCGCUGCAGGACAACGAGGGCGGUAGUGACAGCGGUCAUGGCAACAGCGAUGGCAGCACGCGACGUCUAAGACGUGGUGGCUUUUGCAAGGGGCGCGUGCUCUAAAGCCAAUAGCAACAGCAACAACAACAACAACAAUAAAUUGAUUGACAUUACGCAAUGCAUUUCCCGCUUUUGUACUUUUGUAAGCUAUGUUGUACCUCCAUGUACUCGUGUAUCUAUUGUACAGUAGUCGGCAUUAGUAUUACCUCGAUGGCUCGUUAAACUGAACUUCCGUGAAAUGUCGUUGCAACUUGACUGACAAGCUACAUAACUAUUUAUGUAUCGAGCUUUUAAAGAUAAUCCGUAUGUGU